Molecule: messenger RNA, 268 nt
Organism: Closterium sp. NIES-67
Lineage: Eukaryota; Viridiplantae; Streptophyta; Zygnematophyceae; Desmidiales; Closteriaceae
Source: the annotation of a GenBank genome assembly
AUACGCGAAGGACAUCAACAAGUACAUCGGCCUCGCGUUGAACUCCAAGUACGACUUCUCAGCCCUCGCGGACGCCAUCAUCCUGCUCCCCAGCAACACGGAGGCCGAAGCCCUCGCUAAGAAGCUCCCCGCUAAGAGCAGUAACAUCCCCACAAUCUACAACAUUACCGCGUACCACAUCAUCCGGGGGAAAUUCACCGUUCCUCAGCUAAAAUCGCUCAAGAAGUCUCAGCCCGUUGGUACUCAAUUGAAGCAAGCCCUUUACAAG